AUGCAUUCCGAAACCACCAAACAGAGCGAUGAGCAGAUGCAGAAGCUGGAUAUGCUGGGAGUCAGCGUCUUUCAUUUGGAGCAUCUUUUUCUACAAGAAGUCUGUACCUCAACAGGAAAUCCACUAUCUAGAGACUCCAAAAUCCAUGAAAUUGAGAAUCUACGAGGUCCUCCUGGAGUCAUCCGAAACAAAGGAACCAACACUGUCUGUCCAAUCGAUGGAAAGGAGGGUGCUGCCUAUGUCCAUUGCCUCCAAGGAGAGGACCAUGUUGGAGAGGCAACUCAAAUGCUCAGCUAUUCUUGGAAUUACACGAUUGGAGAUAUUGUCGAUACCCUUUCUGACUAUUGCCUACAGAACAAACUGAAUCCAAAGAGGACCUACAUCUGGAUGUGCUGUCUCUGUGUCAAUCAACACAGGGUUGUGCAAAAAUCCACUCAGCAGAAAUCAGGAAUGGUACCCACUGCCAAGGUGGACUUCUUUGCUAUCUUUGGAGAGCGAGUCAAGAAAAUUGGUCAUUUGCUGGCAAUGAUGGCCCCUUGGAAUGCGCCCGUCUACAUCACUCGUGUCUGGUGCAUUUUUGAGAUCUUUACAGCUCACAUCACAGAUGGGUGCAAGAUAGACAUUGUCAUGCCACCCAAGGAGAAGCUGUCUCUGGAGCAGGAUGUUGUUGAUACUGGAGGAGGCGUUAAUGCACUUUAUGAGACUCUUUGCAACACCAAAGUUGAAAAGGCCAAUGCAUCAGUGGACAGUGACAGGCUAGCUAUUCUUGGCCAAGUAAAAUCAGAUGUUGGAUACUCUGUGCUCAACAAUUUAGUCAAUGACUUGUUGCGUGGUUGGAUACAAGGUGUCCUCACUCAGUUGGUGAGGGCUCGCGAAAACACCAACAAUAUGGACUAUGUGUGUUUCUGCACUCAAAUUGGGAAAAUUCUGUUGCACAAUGGAGAAAACGAUUCGGCCAUGGAACUCCACCAGAAUGCUCUGACAAUUUGUGAGACUGUUUUGGGCAAGAACCAUGAAAGAACAGCAGACACCCACAGCGACAUUGGUGCUGUUUUAUAUAAGAUGGGUGACUGUGAAGGUGCACUAUCAAAGUACAAGGAAGCACUUGACAUUAGAUUGUCACGGUUUGACAAAAAUCAUUGUGAUGUUGCGUUGGCCUACAACGACAUGGGGCUUGUACUCAAUGAUAUGGGUGACUAUGAAGGUGCUUUGACCAAGUACAACGAAGCUCUGGCCAUUCAAAAGUCCGUAUUGGGCGAAGAACAUAAAGAGGUGGCAACCAGCUACAACAACCUGGGAAUUGUCCUCGGGAGUAUGGGUGACUAUGCAGGUUCUUUGGAAAAACACAAGGAAGCUCUUGCCAUUCUAAUGUCAGCAUUGGGCAAGAAUCAUCCUCGUGUGGCUUUUGCCUACAAUGGUAUUGGUUCUGCCCUGCAUGGUUUGGGUGAAUAUGAAGGUGCUUUGCGCAAGCACAAACAAGCUCUUGCCAUUAGAUUGCUAGCAUUGGGCAAGAAUCAUUCUCUAGUGGCAUCCAGUUGCAUCAACAUUGGUUCGGCCCUUUCCAGCAUGGGUGACUAUGAAGGUGCUUUGUCAAAUUAUGAGGAAGCUCUUGCCAUCAAAUUGUCAGCAUUGGGGAAGAAUCAUCCUGAUGUGGCAACUACCUACGUCAACAUUGGGCGUGUUCUGGAUGAGAUGGGCAACUAUGAAGGUGCUUUGGCAAAGUAUGAGGAAGGUCUUGCCAUAGGCCUGUCAGCGUUGGGCAAGAAUCAUCCCUUCGUGGCAAUCACCUACAACAGUAUUGGGGAUGUGCUGUGUGCCAAGGCUGACUAUGAACGAGCUUUGGCAAAGCACAAAGAGGCUCUUGCCAUUCAAUUGUCUGCCUUGGGCAAGAAUCAUCCUGGUGUGGCAGGCAGCUACAGCUGUAUUGGGACUGUUCUGCAAUUAAUGGGCGACUAUGAAGGUGCUUUGACAGAGUACGAGAAAGCUCUUGCCAUUUCACUGUCAGCAUUGGGCAAGAAUCAUCCUAAUGUGGCAGCCGCCUACGACAAUAUUGGUGCUGUAUUGGCUUUCAUGGGUAACCAUUCUGGGGCCUUGUUGAAAUUUGAGGAGAGCCUUGCCAUCUGGGAGCCCCUACUGGGGGCAGAUCAUCCCAACACCAAGGAUUGCCUGGAAUGGAUAGAAGACUCUAAAAAAGAGUUGCAAAAGCAGUCACUUGUGCCUGAACUACUGCACGGGAAAAGUUUAGAUUGA
Molecule: messenger RNA, 2250 nt
Organism: Seminavis robusta
Lineage: Eukaryota; Bacillariophyta; Bacillariophyceae; Naviculales; Naviculaceae
Source: the annotation of a GenBank genome assembly